Molecule: messenger RNA, 624 nt
Organism: Leptopilina heterotoma
Lineage: Eukaryota; Metazoa; Arthropoda; Insecta; Hymenoptera; Figitidae
Product: E3 ubiquitin-protein ligase RNF180-like
Exons: 3
Coding region: 143-517 (124 amino acids)
Biological process (GO): serotonin metabolic process; protein polyubiquitination; norepinephrine metabolic process
Cellular component (GO): endoplasmic reticulum membrane
Molecular function (GO): ubiquitin conjugating enzyme binding; ubiquitin protein ligase activity
Source: RefSeq, a predicted model, not a curated record
AAUAGAAGCAUUUUUGUAGCGCAAGCGCAGUUGCGUUUGGUGAUGGUACCUGGCAGCUCUGCAUGGUAGUUGCUGUUGUGCGUCAAAUCAUGUCAAAUCUUUUUGUGUUGUUCGCAUUUUGUGAUGUGAAUUGAGAUUUAGAAUGCCAGCACGUGUGACAGAAGUGAAAUGCAAGCGUUGCAGAACAGUUAUUUUUACUGAAGAAGCAACUCCACUUCUUUCUGCUCACGGCGCCGCGGAAAAUAAUUCGGAAAAUCUUCAAUGCUCAGCUAAUGAAUCGGAAAAUUGUCUUUACAUUUCAACAGAAACUGUACCUGAUUGGAUUAGAGAUUGCAUAAAUAAGGAAUUAUGGACAAAGGGGAAAAUUAAUUGUCUCAAUUGUAAAUCACGAUUGGGAUCUUUCAAUUUCGUCAAUGAAAUUAAAUGCGAUUGUGGUGAAUGUUUAUUGCCGCCAAUAAGAAUAAUUAGAUCUAAAGUCGAUAGACCUGUUGAUAGUCCGAGAAAUUCCUUUGUUUAAUUAAGAAUGUGUGCAUGAGUGAAAGAGAGAGAGAGAGAGAGAGAGAAGAAUCAUUAUAAAAAAUUGUACUUUUGUUCAUGUCAGUAAAUAAAUUUUCGUUAACGUUA